AUGAGUCAAAUAUCAACUAAUCAACAACCAAAUCAAUCAUCAAGUCAACCAUCAAAAGGUGAACCAAGUGAACCAUCAAAAAGCGAACCAAGUCAACAGUCAAAAGAUAAAUCCAAUCAAUUAAGUAAAAUAGAACCGAGUCAUCUAACCUGGACGGAAGAAGAAAAUAAACGGUUAUUAAAAUUAAUAGAAAAAUAUGGUCCAAAAUGGCAUAUACUUGCUAAAUUUUUUAAUCAAGAAGAAAAUAAACGUUUAUUCGAAUUAAUAGGAACAUAUGGUCAAGAUUGGUAUAAACUUGAGGAAUUUUUUAAUAAUCGUCCUUACUAUAGUAUUCGUUAUCAUUAUUCUAAAAUACGGGCAAGACUUUGGACACCUGAAGAAACCACGAAACUUUAUAAUUCCGCCAUAGAUUUUGGGGUGAAUAAUAAAGAAUCUUGGGAUAACAUUAAAUUAUUAUUUCCUAAUCGUACAUUAAAAGAAUUAAAAGAAAAAUAUGGGGAAUUAAAUAAUCGAGCUAAAAUGAAAUUUGGGGAAUGGACUAAAGAUGAACAUUGGAGAUUUGAAAAGGCAUUAAAUGAUUGGUCCAAAUUAUGGAAAGAAGGAAAAUUAUCGGAAUAUCAAGAUCUUUGGAGAAAUAUUAGUGAUGAGGAAUCUAAAAGUAUUGAAAAAGAUACUCGAAGUGAAUUAAAAAAUCGAAUUCCAAUCUAUGAAGAAAAUGAAGGAAAUGAAGAUAUUCAAGAUGUAACUUCUCCAUCACCUGAUGAACAAUUUGGUGGAUAA
Diversispora eburnea is the source of this 780-nucleotide messenger RNA. NCBI's taxonomy places the organism in Eukaryota, Fungi, Glomeromycota, Glomeromycetes, Diversisporales, Diversisporaceae. The record is from the annotation of a GenBank genome assembly.